Messenger RNA from Paraglomus occultum, 474 nucleotides. The record is from the annotation of a GenBank genome assembly. NCBI's taxonomy places the organism in Eukaryota, Fungi, Glomeromycota, Glomeromycetes, Paraglomerales, Paraglomeraceae.
AUGAGAAAAAAACUAGUUUUCUGGGUCAAACACCCGCGGCAUACGGAUGCGGUGAAGGUGCUAAUGCCUUAUGAUGCAGACGUAGCUGAUACAAAAAAGGUUGUGAAAAGCGAACUUGCACCAGCUAUCGACAAGGAGAGUUUGGGGCAGGUACUGCUGUUGAGUACGAGAGCGGGAAGGCUAAGUCCAGAUACGAAGAUUAGAAGGCUGGCAGGCAAAGAGAAAACUUUGAUUGUGUUUGUGGAUAAUGUUGAAUCUCGUCUUUACCUUAAAACGCUUACUGCUGAUCAAGUCCCAAUACAAGUCAACAACCCUCUUUGUCUUAAAUCCAACGAAGCUUAUAUAGCUGUGACAAGGAUACUGACGGGCGAUUAUGCUCAGCAGGAUAUAAAUAUCCUAAAGAAAAGUCUCUGUGAAUCCAGCAUUGAGUCGUGGAGCUCAAGAUAUUCAUAUAAUUUCCGUGAAGGGAAGUAA